This is a messenger RNA of Lycium ferocissimum, 861 nucleotides long. RefSeq lists its product as uncharacterized. The transcript has a single exon. The record is from RefSeq and is a predicted model, not a curated record. Lineage: Eukaryota; Viridiplantae; Streptophyta; Magnoliopsida; Solanales; Solanaceae. The coding region runs from base 1 to 861 and encodes 286 amino acids.
AUGAUUCAUGGUUCUUGUGGUGCGUUAAAUCCAUCGAGUAGGUGUACUAGAAAGAAAGGGUACUGCAAGUUUAAGUAUCCAAGAGAGUUUGCUGAACAAACAAGCAAGGGAAAAAAUUCAUAUCCAAUUUAUAAAAGACGAAAUACCGGAAAGAGGGUACAAAUUAGACAACAUGUAAUUGAUAAUUCAUGGGUUGUUCCUUAUAAUCCAUCUUUACUUUGUAAAUUUAGCUGUCAUAUAAAUGUAGAGAUUUGUUCAGAUAUAAAAGUUAUCAAAUACAUUUAUAAGUAUAUCUGCAAAGGACAUGAUAAAAUUGCGUUUAAUGUACAUUCGAAUCAUACAAAUAUAGAAAUAGAUGAAACAAAAGAAUAUCAAUCUGCUAGAUGGGUAUCACCGCCAGAAGCUACAUGGUGUAUAUUUGCUUUCCAUAUAAGUGAAAUGAUUCCAAGUGUAUAUCAUCUUCAAGUACAUUUAGAAAGACAACAAUUUGUUUCCUUCAAAAGUACUGAUAACAUUACUAAAAUUCUAAAUAAUCCUACAAUCGGGAAAACAAUGUUGACAGAAUUCUUCUUGAUGAAUGCUGAAGAUGAAGAUGCUAAAAACCUUAAUUUACUAUAUCGAGAAUUUCCAGAAUACUUUGUGUGGUCAACAGAUAAAACAUGGUCCCGUCGCAAACAAGGAAAAGUUAUUGGUCGAGUCGUAACAUGUCAUCCAACAGAAGGAGAAAGAUAUUAUCUUAGACUUCUACUAAUGAAUGUUAGAGGACCAAAAUCUUAUCAAGAUUUGCGAACUGUAAAUAGAAUAUUAUACAAUACAUUUCGAGAAUCAGCUGAAAAAAAGAGGAUUGUUACUUUGCGAUAA